This is a messenger RNA of Chrysoperla carnea, 1832 nucleotides long. RefSeq lists its product as uncharacterized. Lineage: Eukaryota; Metazoa; Arthropoda; Insecta; Neuroptera; Chrysopidae. The record is from RefSeq and is a predicted model, not a curated record. Bases 29 to 1408 code for a protein of 459 amino acids. The transcript has 5 exons.
GUGAAAAUUUAAUGAAUAAAAAAUAAUAAUGGCAGUGUUAUAUUUAAUUUGUUCAUUGUUGUUAAUUAAUUAUAUUAAAUGUACAUCGUUACCGAUACCUUCUCGACAAGUUUUAUUUUAUCCUGGACAACCAGCAGGUAUUGGCUUACAACCUAUAAUCCCACAAACAAAUGGUGCUGAUCGUAUUGAUAUACAACAAAGAACUCCAUUUGCUGACAGAUUUUAUAUUUAUCCAAAUAAUAUUCCAAUUCCAUCGGGGGCUCAAACACCUAAUUACAAUGAAAUAGUACCAAGUGUAAAUGUUCGACCGACAUUAAAUCCAAAUGCAGUAUUUAUACCAAGACCUCCUGGUAAUGGAAAUGGAUUUCAACCAGAUCCAGAUACAGUACUAAUAUCAAACGUGCGCCCACAACCUCAAAAUCCAAUAUUAUUUCCACAAUCAAAUGGACAAUUCUUCCCAGGUGGGGCACCAUUAGUUCCAUUCAAUUUUAAUGUAUUUGGAAAUGGCGGAGGAUCUGCAACUCAACCUGGUAGUCCGGCUGCUAGACCUACUCCAGAAGACGCAGAACUGAUACCAGAAACUAUAAAUAACAACCAGAAACCUGAAAAACUACAAAAAGAUGAAAAUAGAGAAAAUCAAGAAAAUUCGGCAAAAUUAGAAAAUCCAGAUAAACCAAAUACUGCUGGUGAACAAGAUGUCUUAGCGGCAGCUGAUAAAAAUUCAAAUUUACCAGAAAAUAGAUUUCUCACACAAGUUCCAGCUGUACAACCCGGGCAAAGAUUUUUUGUAUUAAACGGGCAACCACUCUACAUGUACUCAUCACAACCAUUUCAAUUUCCACCACAAUUCUUCGCACCUGGAAAUCCGUUAGAAUUUGAUUCACGGCAAAACUCAAAAGACGUUGAAACUUUUAAUCCAAAUGAAAUGGGAUCAAAUCGUGCACUUUUGCAGCAACAACAACAAGAACCUUUCUUAAUUUUACAAAAUGAAUUCAAACAAAGCAAUGAAUUUUUACAACCACAACUUGAAAGUAAACAAAAUUUACAACAAGUUGAAUCACAUUAUCAAGAAACAAAAAACGAAAAUCUCAAAGAUAGCAAGAAAACUCAAAAAGAACAAUCACAAUUGGAAGACACUACAAUUCCAUUUAAAUUAAAUUAUCAAUCACGACAAGUGUUUGGAGCUCCAAUAUUAUUAAGACAAUUAGCAACACAAAAUAAUAAAUUACGUAAAUCUGGGCCAAAUGCCGAAAAUAUUGAACCAGAAUUGUUACCUGAAACAAACAAACAAUCAGACUCCUCACAAGAAAAUUCAAAUGUUCCUGCCUUCGAAUUUGCUAGGUAUUUAGCUCAAAAACAAAUGGAUGCCAAAUCUUCGCCACAAGUUGAAAAAGUUGUUAAAAACUAAAUGUAUGUCAAAAUAUCACAACUCCACAAAUUAUUCAAAGAAAGAAAAAAGGUCGAACUACCAGUUUAACUCGAGUUGGACAAAUGCCUCAAUUAAGCUCAACUACAAAAGUUAUUUUAUUUACAAUAUUGUAUUUUGGCACUUGUAUCACCAUGAACCAAGAAUAAUGAUUUAAUUAAAUUAAAUAUAAUGGCUAAAAUAAUUAAUAUCGACUGAUAAAUAGAUGUAAAAAUUAGGUUUUAUACCUAGAUAUGUAACCUAUUUUUUAUCUAAUUUUUACACCAAAAUACGUUCAUUUUAGAAAAGUAUCGAAAUUAUGGAUUUUUAUUUUAAAAAUAAAAGCUUUCAAUUCGUAUUUGUCAAACAUGCUAACCUACCGAAUACAUAAAUAAUGAACGAAUUUAGAAAAUCCAUACCUAUAUAU